UCUGAUCUGACAAUCUUAAGACUGAUAUUAAAAAAAACAGAACACAGCUCAACGAACGACCACACUCACAGUUCCGUAGCAGAGUUUAGUUCCAUCAGAAAGGUGAGAAACAUCCAUGGGGCACAAAAACGCAGCCGUUUCAGAGAAACAGCAUCACGACGACGACGACGGCAACGCUGCUACCUCCGCAUCGCCGCCGGGAUUCAAACUCGUCGGAUUCUCCAAGUUCAUCAGAAAGAAUCCAAAGUCCGACAAGUUCAACGUCAAGCGCUUCCACCACAUCGAGUUCUGGUGCGGCGACGCCACCAACGUCUCCCGCCGCUUCUCGUGGGGCCUCGGCAUGAGAUUCUCAGCCAAAUCCGAUCUCUCCACCGGAAACAAUGUCCACGCCUCCUACCUCCUCACCUCAGGCGACCUCCGCUUCCUCUUCACAGCUCCCUACUCCACAUCUCUCUCCGCCGGCGAAACUUCACCGACCACCACAACAACAGCCUCCAUCCCCUCCUUCGAUCACGCCACCUACCGCUCCUUCUUCUCUUCCCAUGGUCUCGGCGUGAGAGCAGUCGCCGUCGAAGUCGAAGACGCAGAGUCAGCCUUCUCCAUCAGCGUCUCCAACGGCGCCGUUCCUUCAUCCCCUCCUAUCCUCCUAAACGACGCCGUUACGAUCUCCGAGGUUAAACUCUACGGCGACGUCGUCCUCCGUUACGUCAGUUACAACAAAGCCGUUACAUCAGUUUUCCUCCCGAGAUUCGAGCCUGUGGAAGAUACGUCGUCGUUUCCACUAGACUACGGUAUAACGCGUCUCGACCACGCCGUGGGGAACGUCCCGGAGCUCGUCCCAGCGUUAACUUACCUCGCAACGUUCACCGGCUUCCACCAGUUCGCUGAGUUCACAGCAGACGACGUGGGAACAGCCGAGAGCGGGUUGAACUCGGCGGUUUUGGCAAACAACGACGAGACGGUGCUUCUGCCGAUAAACGAGCCGGUUCACGGGACGAGGAGGAAGAGUCAGAUCCAGACGUAUCUGGAGCACAACGAAGGCGCGGGGCUACAGCAUCUGGCGCUGACGAGCGGAGACAUAUUCAGGACUCUGAGGGAGAUGCGGAAGAGGAGCGGUGUCGGAGGGUUCGACUUCAUGCCUUCUCCUCCGCCUACUUACUACAAGAAUCUCAAGAAACGGGUGGGAGAUGUGCUUAGUGAGGAAGAGAUCAAGGAGUGUGAGGAGUUGGGGAUUCUUGUGGAUAGGGACGAUCAAGGGACGUUGCUUCAGAUCUUCACAAAACCACUUGGUGACAGGCCGACGAUAUUUAUAGAGAUAAUACAGAGGAUAGGAUGCAUGAAGAAAGAUGGGGAAGGGAAAGUUUACCAGAGUGGAGGAUGUGGUGGUUUUGGCAAAGGCAACUUCUCUGAGCUCUUCAAGUCUAUUGAAGAGUAUGAGAAGACUCUUGAAGCUAAACAGCUUUUGGGGUGAAGAAGAAGAAGAAGGAACCAACUAAAGGGAUUGUUGUAAUCAUGUGUAAAACUUUGUAUGUUGUUACAAAUACUAUUAUCAUUUUUAGAAAUCGAGAUCAAUACAAACCACCAUUGUCUUUUGUGUGGAAAUGUC
Raphanus sativus (radish) is the source of this 1606-nucleotide messenger RNA. RefSeq names its product 4-hydroxyphenylpyruvate dioxygenase. Gene Ontology annotation, biological process: L-tyrosine catabolic process. The record is from RefSeq and is a predicted model, not a curated record. Bases 116 to 1471 code for a protein of 451 amino acids. NCBI's taxonomy places the organism in Eukaryota, Viridiplantae, Streptophyta, Magnoliopsida, Brassicales, Brassicaceae. Gene Ontology annotation, molecular function: 4-hydroxyphenylpyruvate dioxygenase activity. The transcript is spliced from 2 exons.